Messenger RNA from Carlito syrichta (Philippine tarsier), 3734 nucleotides. RefSeq names its product ceruloplasmin (gene CP). Lineage: Eukaryota; Metazoa; Chordata; Mammalia; Primates; Tarsiidae. Gene Ontology annotation, biological process: iron ion transport. The record is from RefSeq and is a predicted model, not a curated record. Gene Ontology annotation, cellular component: plasma membrane. The transcript has 20 exons. Gene Ontology annotation, molecular function: copper ion binding; oxidoreductase activity. Bases 273 to 3533 code for a protein of 1086 amino acids.
AGAGUUAUACACACACUAAUGCCUCCAACAAUAACUGUUGACUUUUUAUUUGUAGUCAGAGAAGCCUGGCAACCAAGACCUUUUUUUUUUUGAGGGGGAGAGGUUUACCAGAACUGAACUGAAUUGGAAAAUAUUUGCUUUAAUGAAACAAUUUACUCUUGUGCAACAUUAAGUUGUGUCAAUCAAGCAAAUAAAGGAAGAAAGCCUUAUUUAUAAAAUUGCCUGCUUCUGGCUUCACAUCAUUGCUCCUCAGGCUCCAAAAGGGGAAAAAAAUGAAGAUUUUGAUGCUUAGUGUUUUUCUGUUUUUAUAUGGUACCCUAGCCUGGGCAAAAGAUAAGCAUUAUUACAUUGGAAUUACUGAAACAACUUGGAACUAUGCCUCUGAAAAUGGGGAAAAGAAGCUUAUUUCGGUUGACACGGAACAUUCCAAUAUCUAUCUUCAAAAUGGCCCAGAUAGAAUUGGGAGAACAUACAAGAAGGCCCUUUAUCUUCAGUACACAGAUGAAACCUUUAGGACGACUGUAGAGAAGCCAGCCUGGCUAGGGUUUUUAGGCCCUAUUAUCAAAGCUGAAACUGGAGAUAAAGUUUAUGUACACCUAAAAAACUUGGCGUCUAGGCCCUACACUUUUCAUUCACAUGGAAUAACUUACUAUAAGGAGCAUGAGGGGGCCAUCUACCCUGACAACACCACAGAUUUUCAAAAGGCAGACGACAAAGUGUCCCCAGGAGAGCAGUACACGUACCUGUUGCAUGCCAGUGAGGAACAAAGUCCUGGUGAGGAGGACAGCAACUGCGUGACUAGGAUUUACCAUUCCCACAUUGAUGCUCCAAAAGACAUUGCCUCGGGACUCAUCGGACCUUUAAUACUCUGUAAAAAAGAUUCUCUAGAUAAAGAAAAAGAAAAAAAUAUUGACCAAGAAUUUGUAGUGAUGUUUUCUGUGGUGGAUGAGAAUCUCAGCUGGUACCUAGAAGACAACAUUAAAACCUACUGCUCUGAACCAGAUAAAGUUGACCCAGACGAUGAAGACUUCCAGGAGAGUAACAGAAUGUAUUCUGUGAAUGGAUACACUUUUGGAAGUCUCCCAGGACUCUCCAUGUGUGCAGAAGACAGAGUGAAAUGGUAUCUUUUUGGUAUGGGUAAUGAAGUUGAUGUGCACGCAGCUUUCUUUCAUGGACAAGCAUUGACUAACAAGAACUACCAUGUUGAUACAAUCAACCUCUUUCCUGCUACCCUGUUUGAUGCUUACAUGGUAGCCCAGAACCCUGGAGAAUGGAUGCUUAGCUGCCAGAAUCUUAACCAUCUGAAAGCUGGUUUGCAGGCCUUCUUCAGGGUCCAGGACUGUAACAAGCCUUCAUCAAGGAAUGAUAUCCACGGAAAACAUGUUAGACACUACUACAUUGCCGCUGAGGAAAUCAUCUGGAAUUAUGCUCCUUCCGGUAUAGACACCUUCACCAAAGAAAACUUAACAGCACCUGAAAGUGACUCAGAGGUAUUUUUUGAACAAGGGACUAAAAGAAUCGGUGGCUCUUACAAAAAGUUGGUUUAUCGUGAGUACACAGAUGCCUCCUUCACCAAUCAAAAGGCGAGGGGCCCUGAAGAGGAACAUCUUGGCAUCCUGGGUCCCGUCAUUUGGGCAGAGGUAGAAGACACCAUCAGAGUCACGUUCUAUAACAAAGGACCACAUCCCCUCAGUAUUGAACCGGUUGGGGUGAGAUUCAAUAAGAGCUACGAGGGCACCUACUAUGGACAGAGUGAAAGUGUGCCUCCUUCUUCAGCCUCCCAUGUGGCACCCAAAGAAACAUUCACCUAUGAAUGGACUGUCCCCCAAGAAGUGGGACCCACUUAUGCAGAUCCUGUGUGUCUAUCUAAGAUGUAUUAUUCUGCUGUGGAUCCCACCAAAGAUAUAUUCACUGGACUUAUUGGGCCAAUGAAAAUAUGCAAGAAAGGAAGUUUACAUGCAAAUGGGAAACAGAAAGAUGUCGACAAAGAGUUCUACUUGUUUCCUACAGUAUUUGAUGAGAAUGAAAGUUUACUCCUAGAUGAUAAUAUUCAAAUGUUUACAACUGCACCUGAUCAGGUGGAUAAGGAAGAUGCAGACUUUCAGGAAUCUAAUAAAAUGCACUCCAUGAAUGGAUUCAUGUAUGGGAAUCUGCCUGGUCUCCACAUGUGCCAAGGAGACUCGGUCGUGUGGUAUCUAUUCAGCGCUGGAAAUGAGGCCGAUGUACAUGGGAUAUACUUUUCAGGAAACACCUAUCUGACGAGAGGAGAAAGGAGAGAUACAGCAAACCUCUUCCCGCAAACAAGUCUUACACUCCUCAUGCAGCCUGACACGGAAGGGACUUUUGAUGUCGAGUGCCUUACGACUGAUCACUACCUAGGUGGCAUGAAGCAAAAAUACACUGUGAGCCAAUGCAGGCAGUCAUCUGAGGAUACCACCUACUACCUGGGUGCAAGGACCUACCACAUCGCAGCGGUGGAGGUGGAAUGGGAUUAUUCCCCAAGCAGGGAGUGGGAAAAGGAGCUACAUCGCUUACAGGAGCAAAAUGUUUCAAAUGCAUUUUUGGAUAAGGGAGAGUUUUACAUAGGCUCAAAGUACAAGAAAGUUGUGUAUCGGCAAUAUACUGACAGCACGUUCAGCGUUCCAGUGGAGAGGAAACCUGAAGAUGAACACCUGGGAAUUCUAGGUCCACAGCUUCAUGCAGAUGUCGGAGAUGAAGUCACAAUAGUGUUUAAAAACAUGGCCACAAGGCCCUAUUCAAUACAUGCCCAUGGGGUGAAAACAGACAGUUCCACAGUUACUCCAACCUUACCAGGUGAAACUCACACUUACAUAUGGAAAAUCCCAGAAAGAUCUGGAGCUGGAAAAGAGGAUUCUGCUUGUAUUCCAUGGGCUUAUUAUUCAACUGUGGAUCCAGUUAAGGACCUCUACAGUGGAUUGAUUGGCCCGCUAAUUGUUUGUCGAAGAAGUUACAUCAAAGUUUUCAAGCCCCAAAAGACAGUGGAAUUCUUCCUUCUGUUUCUAGUUUUUGAUGAGAAUGAAUCUUGGUACUUAGAUGACAACAUCAAAACAUACUCAGAUCACCCUGAGAAAGUAAACAAAGACAGUGAUGAAUUCCAAGAGAGCAAUAAAAUGCACGCUAUUAAUGGAAGAAUGUUUGGAAAUCUAAAAGGCCUCACAAUGCACAUGGGAGAUGAAGUCAAUUGGUAUCUGCUGGGAAUGGGCAAUGAAAUAGACUUGCACACUGUACAUUUUCAUGGCCACAGCUUCCGAUAUAAGCACAGGGGUGUUUUAAGUUCUGAUGUCUUUGACAUAUUCCCGGGGACAUACCAAACCCUAGAAAUGUUUCCAAGAAUUCCUGGAAUCUGGCUACUCCACUGCCAUGUGACCGACCACAUUCAUGCUGGAAUGGAAACGACUUACACCAUCCUACCAAAUAAAGCAUCUUCUCAGACACAUGGAGGGAUAUGGAACGUGGUCUAUCCACUCACAGUCAGCGUGAUUAUUUUAUUCCAAAUAUCUACAAAGGAAUGACUAGGAAAAUAAGGUCCUCUGACGUCCGCAAUGGUGUAGUGUCCGGAGGCUGCCUCUUAGACAAUCUCCUAAUGUACUGCGAUGUGAGCUUACAGAAGAGCUCCUGAAUUACCAUGUCCGGGAGACAUGCCAUGAGUUGAGCUUCCCAGAAAUCUACCAGGAGCUGAGGAACCGUACCUUCAUCCUUACCACAGAGCACCU